Portunus trituberculatus (swimming crab) is the source of this 1200-nucleotide messenger RNA. Its product is annotated as peptidyl-prolyl cis-trans isomerase NIMA-interacting 4-like. The record is from RefSeq and is a predicted model, not a curated record. Gene Ontology annotation, biological process: rRNA processing. The coding region runs from base 43 to 456 and encodes 137 amino acids. Gene Ontology annotation, molecular function: peptidyl-prolyl cis-trans isomerase activity; DNA binding. NCBI's taxonomy places the organism in Eukaryota, Metazoa, Arthropoda, Malacostraca, Decapoda, Portunidae. The transcript is spliced from 3 exons.
GAGACAGACAGACAGACAGACACACAUUACCAGAGUGACAGGAUGGGCGGCGGAAAGAAAGGUGGAGGAGGCAAGGGUGACAAGGGCGGCGCGAAGGGCGGCGGCAAGGGCGAGGCUGGAGGUGCCAAGGGGGGAGCUGACGGAGGCAAGGAGAAGAAAGGAGGCACGUCUGUUAAAGUGCGCCAUAUUCUGUGUGAGAAGCAAAGCAAGGUUCUAGAGGCCCUGGAGAAGAUCAAGGGUGGCCAGAAGUUUAAUGAAGUAGCAGCCACAUACUCUGAGGACAAGGCGCGCAGUGGGGGUGACCUUGGCUGGAUGACCCGAGGCUCUAUGGUGGGGCCAUUCCAGGACGCUGCCUUUGCCCUGCCUGUCUCCACCCUGGCCAACCCUGUGUACACCGACCCUCCCGUCAAGACCAAGUUUGGCUACCACAUCAUAAUGGUUGAGGGAAAGAAAUGACCGAUGCCUCCCUGGGGUCAACUUUGCUGUCACCCUGUGUAUUUUAAGUCUCAAUGCUUCUCGUCACAGUGUCGUCGCCUCACUCAAGGUGUUCUGCUUGACUGGUGUUGUUUUGUUAUAGUCUGUAUUAGGGUUAACACUGUGUGAAAUGCUGUUUUAACAUGUCUUGGAUGUUUAUCAUGUUCUUUAUUGCUUAUGCCAAGGAUAAUGUUUAAUUUUUCUACCUGUUUUAUGCUUUCUCAUGAUAGCAAAUGUUCUCUACCUUAUUUGUGACUCAAGUGAAUGACUUACAAUAUUAAGACAGCGUUCCAUCACUGGUGUUGUAGAGGGAGUUUGAGUUUCACCUUUAGUAACAGUGUGUUCUUGUUUUCAUCACUGUGACUUCAAUCUUUACCAUCUUUUGAUUUGAUGCUCAAGUUAAAUCUAAAGAAUAUAAAUAAGUCAACAAGUAAAAAGAAAUAAAGAUCAAGUGAAGUAUUUGCUCAGAAUCUUUAUCUUUUUUAACUGAUGCUUGAGUUCAGUCAAAAUAAUUCAAUAAGAAAAGAGAAAUAAAAAUUAAGUCAGAUAUUUGCUCUUGCUCAGAAUCUAUCAUUUUAAUUUGAUGCUGAGUUGAAUCUAAUAGUAAGUAAAAAGAAUAAAAGUCAAGUCAGAUAUUCCUGUACACACCUGACAUAAGCCACCAUUGUGAAUCUUCUGCCUUCUAACAAAGCACUGUCAACUAAGAAUUAUAUUGUUAAUGUAGAA